AAAGGAGUGUCUCUGUUACAUACAACAAAUAUGCUCUUUUGGCUAUUAGCCCUUCUUGUUCUCUGUGGCUUCUUAUGGAAUUAUAAAAGACAAUUUAAAAUUCCAGAUAUUGCUGAGAAGUACAUUUUUAUCACUGGGUGUGAUACAGGCUUUGGAAAUUUGGCAGCCAAAACUCUGGAUAAAAAAGGUUUUCAUGUCCUUGCUGCCUGUCUGACUGAAUCAGGAUCAGCAGCUUUAAAAGCAGAAUCUUCAGAACGGCUUUGCACAGUGCUUUUGGAUGUAACAGACCCUGAGAAUGUCAAGAGGACUGCCCAGUGGGUGAAAAACCAAGUUGGGGAAAAGGGUCUUUGGGGUCUCAUCAACAAUGCUGGCAUUCUCGGAGUGCUGGCUCCCACUGACUGGUUGAUAGUGGACGACUACAGAGAGCCUAUUGAAGUCAACCUCUUUGGCCUUAUCAGUGUGACACUAAAUAUGCUUCCCUUGGUCAAAAAAGCUCAAGGGAGGAUUAUCAAUGUCUCCAGUGUUGGGGGUCGGCUUGCAUUCUGCGGAGGGGGCUACAUUCCAUCAAAAUACGCAGUAGAAGGCUUCAACGACAGUUUAAGAUUGGACAUGAAAGCCUUUGGUGUGCAUGUUUCAUGCAUCGAACCAGGAAUGUUCAAAACAGCACUGUCAGAUCCAGUACUGGCCAUUAGAAAGAAACUUUCCCUCUGGGAACAAUUGUCUCCAGAUAUCAAACAACAGUACGGAGAAGGUUACAUUGCCAAAAGUAUAGACAAACUGAAAGACACUAAAAACUUUGUAAAUCUGGACCUCUCCCUGGUGGUGGAAUGCAUGGAGCAUGCCCUCACAAGUCUCUUCCCUAAAACCCGUUAUGUUGUUGGAAAAGAUGCCAAGGUUUUCUGGAUUCCUCUGUCUCACAUGCCAGCUGUUUUGCAAGAUUUUUUAUUGUUGAAACAUAGAAUAGAAUUGGAUAAUCCCAAAGCAGUGUAA
Suncus etruscus (white-toothed pygmy shrew) is the source of this 990-nucleotide messenger RNA. It is a transcript of the gene DHRS9, whose product is annotated as dehydrogenase/reductase 9. The record is from RefSeq and is a predicted model, not a curated record. The coding region runs from base 31 to 990 and encodes 319 amino acids. The transcript has 4 exons. Lineage: Eukaryota; Metazoa; Chordata; Mammalia; Eulipotyphla; Soricidae.